AUCUCUUCAUCCAGAUAUUGAUAAGCAUCAAUCAUACCCAAAAGAGGGCGCGGCAAUUCUAGGGCUUGGGUUUUUGUUUUUUGGGUCGUUUUCUGUUUGUUGAUUGGAGAUGGAAGGAGCCAGCAAUGGAGGGAUGUUGUACCAUGAGAUUCAGGAGUUGAGGUUUUGCGCGGUGCAUUGCGUCAACACCUUGUUGCAGGGGCCUUUCUUCUCGGAAUUCGAUUUGGCGGCGCUGGCCGCGGAUCUUGAUCGCCAGGAACGCCAGGUGAUGCUCCAGGGUGGCGCCUCUUCCGGUGAUUUCCUUCCCGGGGAAUCUCAUAAUGUUUCGCUGCUAGGCGAUUUCAGCAUCCAGGUUUUACAAAAGGCUUUAGAGGUGUGGGACUUGCAAGUUAUUCCCCUCGACUGCCCAGUUGCCAAGCCUGCUCAAAUUGACCCUGAGCUGGAAAAUGCGUUUAUUUGUCAUUCACACCAUCACUGGUUUUGUGUCAGGAAAGUCAAUGGAGAGUGGUAUAACUUUGACAGCCUCUAUGCAGCCCCUCAGCACUUAUCAAAGUUCUACCUCUCAGCCUAUCUGGAUUCACUGAAGCGAUCUGGUUGGAGCAUUUUUCUGGUAAGGGGGAACUUCCCAAAGGAAUGCCCCCUAUCUCCUAAUGGUUACGGGCAAUGGUUCACCCCUGAUGAUGCUGAUAAGAUAACCAAAUUAUGCUCAAUGGAGACUGCACGCCCAAAGAUCAAUCUGAGCUCAGAGUAUCAUUGUCAGUUAGAUUAUGAUGAGAACUUGAACGCUGCAAUAGCUGCCAGCCUGAUGGAUAGUUUUCCAGCCGUAGGCAGUGUUGAAGCAAGUGCUCCCCAGAAUGAAAAUAAGAAUAGCGAAGACAAAGCUACAUGACAAGAGACAACAUUACAUUCUUCGGGUUUUAUUUUAAUUUGCUGGAUGAGUGACAAUGAUCCGUGUCAAUUUUAGAUGGUUGAACAAACAUCCUUGGCAUGAGAGCGUUGGACUCUGAAAGUCUUGCACACAUUGUUACAUUUUCAAGUAAGAAACCACAGUAAAAAACUUGUUUAAGCUUUACAGCUCAGCUUCAAUUGUCUUUGGUCAUAAAAAAUUCUUUGAACAUUUUUAUGAAGGAUUAUAAAAAUAAAAAAUUGCUUGUUCUUUAUGACAUGGUGUGGUUCUUUAAAGUAGAAAAAUCUGACCCACCGGUGAUUUCAGCUAAGUGACAAUGGCAAAGCCUCAUUGUUGCUGAAAUUAAUGUGUGAAGUGUAGUUUUAAAAUUAUUCAAAAAAAGAUUAAUAUAUGAAUUACACUUUG
This is a messenger RNA of Rubroshorea leprosula, 1312 nucleotides long. Lineage: Eukaryota; Viridiplantae; Streptophyta; Magnoliopsida; Malvales; Dipterocarpaceae. The record is from the annotation of a GenBank genome assembly.